GAAAGGAGAAGAGAGGACAGGGGAGGGCUGAGAAUAGCGCAACAGCUAGCUCGCUGGCAAGCGGAGCCUCCGGAGACCAGGCGCCACAUCUUCUCACCGGCUCGCCGUUUCAACAACAGCCGGUUUGUAGACUACGCCCCCCCCCCCGCCACAAGGAACUAGCACGAAGGCGGUGCCGGGUCGACGUUAGCCACCGAGUUAAGCGCCAGCGAGCUAGCUAGCUUAACGCUGCCGAACGUACCGCCUAGCUAGCCGCUAGCCGAACAAUAGCGGGGUUAGCGUCCCGGACCGAGCACCGCGUCAGAGGAGCGUCGUUCCCGCGGGUGAGCGGCUGGCUGAAACUUUGGCACAAUGACAUCCAGGAAGAAAGUUCUUCUGAAAGUCAUCAUUCUGGGGGAUUCUGGUGUCGGAAAGACCUCUCUGAUGAACCAGUAUGUGAAUAAGAAGUUUAGUAACCAGUACAAAGCUACAAUAGGAGCAGACUUCUUGACCAAGGAAGUAAUGGUGGAUGACCGGCUUGUUACAAUGCAGAUCUGGGACACGGCUGGCCAGGAGAGAUUCCAGUCUCUGGGCGUUGCGUUCUACCGCGGAGCAGACUGCUGUGUGCUGGUGUUCGACGUGACCGCACCCAACACCUUCAAGACUCUAGACAGUUGGAGGGAUGAGUUUCUGAUCCAGGCCAGCCCCAGAGACCCCGAGAACUUCCCCUUCGUAGUGCUGGGAAAUAAGAUUGACCUGGAGAACAGACAGGUAACCACCAAAAGGGCUCAGGCGUGGUGUCAGAGUAAGAACAACAUCCCCUACUUUGAGACCAGCGCCAAGGAAGCCAUCAACGUAGAACAGGCAUUCCAGACAAUUGCACGCAACGCUCUUAAACAGGAAACAGAAGUGGAGCUGUAUAACGAAUUCCCAGAGCCCAUCAAACUGGAUAGGAACGACAGAGCUAAGCCUUCAGCGGAAAGCUGCAGCUGUUGAGGGGCGACUUGGACCAUCUUAUUUCUGGCUUUCUGGAACACCCCGUCACCAGAUGCAUCACCAACGUUAUCCUCCUAGGGGAAAGGAUUUCCCUGCUGGUCUUCCUCCUCCAUGCCACUGUUUGUUCCAUCAACACCCGCCCCCCCCCCCACCCCGCCCCCCACACACUUCCCAUACCUCACACACGCAAACACAGUACGCUGCACCUGGAUGUAUCCCCACCUUUAGCACACACAUUAAUACUCUAGAAUAUUCUUACUUAAACAUGCUGGCAAACCCAGCGCCCAAAGAUCACGUGAGAGAAGAGUGACACCCCUUCCGAUCUCACCAUACCUGACUCGCCAACCUUAAUGCCUGGCUGCGCCCCCCCCCUCCCUCUCUCUCACUUAUGCGGGGGUGAGAUGGAGCCAUGUUCUGAGAGUGCAGUUGGGAACUCUAGAUGGACUGGCCGAUGCUCUUUAAUGAGACGGGAGAUGAUGUUGGCUAAGCUAAGCGUCCCAAGUAUAUAAUUCUAUUCUCUAUUAUUUUCUGUUCCUCGAAGUGUUGCUUUCUUUUGCCUCUCUGUUGAAAAGUAAUCAAGCUUAACUAAAUAUAUAUGUAUUUUAAUUGGCUAUUUAUGUCUCAAGCCAAUCUUAAACACGUUCUUGCACUUUUUUUUCCUUCCCUUUAAAUGUUGAAAAUGCGGAGGGAUGACUGACUUUGGACAAUGUGUGCUACUGCCCACUGAUUGGUGUGUUUCAAAUUCAACACUUUUUUUAUUUUUUGGUCAGAUUCCCCCGAGAGUCUAUCGAACACCACGGUGAUUGUAUCGCCAAUGCCCCUUAUAGGUUGCGUGUCGGUGGGUUUAUAUCACACACAUAAGACGAAAUCAUCCUUAGUAGAAAUAAGAACAGCUGACGCAGACUCCGUUUAGAAAAACCAAAACAAAAAAAGAUUAAUUUCCUGAGACGUUGACACAUUUGCCUUUUUAUGUAACAUUUCUCGAACUGCCAUUACUGCUGUAUGUGUUCUGUCCUCUUGUCAGGCGUCCUCUAUCAGCGCCAUGGAGUCACCACCGUCACCCACGCAGCAUACACCUGUCCACCGUCAUGUCUCUGCCAUUGCUGUUAUCUGUCUGCUUGUAGCUCAGGUUGGCUAAAAAAAUGUUACUUUUUAACAGAUUAUGUAUUAAUGCGUAUAGAUGGUACAGGCUGACGGAUUGAACAGAGGUGGACAUUCUCUCCUCCCAUCUAAAGAAAUUAUUAAUUUUUUUGUUUUGUUGCCAUAGUAUUACUCUUUUUCCUUAUAGAAAAAAAAAUCACUGCAAUGCCAAUGAUGUUGUCUAAAAAAUUGGGAUGUCGGAUAAUAAAAUUCUUGGAUAUAUCAGUUGUCUCACUUGAAA
This is a messenger RNA of Lampris incognitus (smalleye Pacific opah), 2356 nucleotides long. Its product is annotated as ras-related protein rab7-like. NCBI's taxonomy places the organism in Eukaryota, Metazoa, Chordata, Actinopteri, Lampriformes, Lampridae. Gene Ontology annotation, cellular component: late endosome; lysosome; phagocytic vesicle. Bases 352 to 975 code for a protein of 207 amino acids. The transcript has 6 exons. Gene Ontology annotation, biological process: phagosome-lysosome fusion; endosome to lysosome transport. The record is from RefSeq and is a predicted model, not a curated record. Gene Ontology annotation, molecular function: GTP binding; GTPase activity.